This is a messenger RNA of Caenorhabditis remanei, 204 nucleotides long. RefSeq lists its product as uncharacterized. The record is from RefSeq and is a predicted model, not a curated record. Gene Ontology annotation, cellular component: mitochondrial intermembrane space. NCBI's taxonomy places the organism in Eukaryota, Metazoa, Nematoda, Chromadorea, Rhabditida, Rhabditidae. Gene Ontology annotation, biological process: mitochondrial respiratory chain complex IV assembly. The transcript has 2 exons. The coding region runs from base 1 to 204 and encodes 67 amino acids.
AUGUCAACUGCUCCACCUGCUCCAAAAGAAGCACCAAAAUCUCCACAUAUUUGGACUGGAAACUCCGAUCAAGAGGAUCGAGUUGAGACACUGAUAAAGAAAUCCGGGUGCUGGGAUCUUCAUCUGAAAGUCUCCGAUUGUAUGGGAGAACAUAGAGAUUGGAGAAAGUGUCAAGACGUGGUUUGUAGAUGGUUUUGCUUCUGA